CCUUACACUUUUCCGGACUUUUUCCAUUGACUUUAUCGUUCACUGGCAGAGAUAAGACUGAGGCCCUACGUUGAACCUCUUCGCCUCUUUACCCCGGCCAAAUACACAUUUAACACAGAAUAAAUGAGUCAAAAAAAAUGACAUGUUUAAAAGCACUUUAAAGUUAACUUUAUCAAUCCAUUGCACUGGUGUCGAUUUAUUUACUUUCGCAUUUACUUCAUAAAUCAAUGUACGAUUUUUCUCUGGAUUCUCCAUCGACCAAGAUAACUGAUCGAUGAUAGUAAAGAAAAGAUAGUACUAGCCGAGUAACCGUGACGGGCGGAUCUUCCAAUUUUCCUCGUGAUUUUGGGAGUGGAAAAUUUUGAUAGGGCGUCGGUGCGCUGGCCGCGACUCGACGCUUUCUUCAAUUAUCUGUGAGAUUCUUCAUAAGAUCGUUAAGCUUCAACAGAGGAGAGGUACAAAUUUUUUAUAUUGAGAUGGAAACAUCGGGGAUGAUGAACGACGGUAAUACGAGGUCGGGGAGAAAACAGGAGAUCGGUCAAAUGUGGCAGUACCUUGCGGCAUGUUCAGCGAGCUGCCUGGCAGUUGGAGUUGGCACAGCCUUGGCCUGGACAUCCCCGAUCCUUCCCAAGCUGAACCAAAACUCAUUCCUCCCGGUGUCCGAGGACGAAGGCUCCUGGGUGAGUUCUCUCCUAGCUCUGGGAGCAAUCGCAGGGGCACUCCCUGCCGGAGCCCUUGCCAACAUACUGGGCCGGAAGAAAGCUCUGCUCUGUCUCUCGGGUCCAUUCCUCGUUUCCUGGCUCAUGAUUGUACUUGCCAGGAGCGUUUGGCUGCUUUGCGUGGCUCGAUUCAUCGUUGGAAUCGGUGUCGGGGCUGCCUGUGUCCAGGUCCCCUCGUACAUCGCAGAGAUAGCCACACCCUCAACCAGAGGAACACUUGGAGCCAUGUUCCAACUGUUUCUCGGGGGAGGAAUUCUUAUGGCCUUUGUCCUGGGGGCUGUCACGUCGUACACUGUUUUUGCUAUUCUCUGCGCCCUGGUAGAAGUUGUUUUCAUUGGGAGCUUUGUGUUCAUGCCUGAAUCACCUUCUUGGCUCGUUGGACAAGGUAGAAAGCCAGAGGCCACAAACGCCCUGAAGACCCUCCGCGGGUCUAUGUACGACCCCAGCGAUGAACUCGCUGAGAUGCAGCGAGAAGCUGAGGAAAAUGCCUCAAGAAAAAGCUCAGUGUUUGAUUUAAUUCGAACGAGGGGCUCUCGAAGAGCUGUUCUAGCCUGCUUCGGUGUUAUGAGUUUCCAACAAUUAUCUGGUAUCAAUGCCGUUAUUUUCUACACUGUAACAAUUUUUGAGGCUGCUGGAAGCAGCAUGAGCUCGGACGUUGCUGCCAUCGUCGUGGCACUUGUACAGUUCGUGAUGUCAGGGGUGGCAGCCGUAAUAGUGGACCGGGCCGGGAGAAAACCACUGCUAAUUUUGUCCUCGAGCCUGAUGGGCAUAAGUUUGAUAGCUCUUGGAAUUUACUUUAAAGUGAAAGAUUCAGGAAGCGAUGUCUCCAGUUUAGGAUGGCUUCCCCUAACCUCUUUAACUCUCUUCAUGAUCGCAUUUUCCGUAGGACUGGGACCAAUCGCCUGGAUGUUGAUGCCAGAGCUGUUUACGAUUGAAACAAAAGCUGUGGCCUCAAGUCUGGCAGUAAUGCUCAACUGGUUCCUCGUCUUUCUAGUAACUAAAACAUUCCCAGCGAUGAAGGAUCGUCUGGGUUCAGCAAUGACCUUCUGGAUAUUCGCUGGUAUCAUGAUCUUUGCUUCGGUCUUUGAGUACCUAUUCGUCCCUGAGACAAAAGGAAAAACACUUCAGGAAAUUCAAAGUGAACUUAACGGUCGUCGAGCUAUAACUCCAUAAUUAUUUAUUUAAACCACGUUAUCCGUAAUUUCGCUGCUGCCCGUACCGUUAAUUUUUUUAAUUGAUCACUUGUCAUUGAAAUGUUUCCAUUAGUUGCCGGUACAAAUAUGGAAAAAAAAAGAACAAAAUUGUGAACGAACCGAGGAUGCAGUACAAUUCCUUGAUGAUUAGACUGAUUACAUAUCUCAAGAGGACUGACAGUUUCUCGUGAUUUUUUAUCGAUUACCUAUCAAUUGAUA
Messenger RNA from Fopius arisanus, 2131 nucleotides. RefSeq names its product facilitated trehalose transporter Tret1-like. The record is from RefSeq and is a predicted model, not a curated record. Lineage: Eukaryota; Metazoa; Arthropoda; Insecta; Hymenoptera; Braconidae. Gene Ontology annotation, biological process: transmembrane transport; carbohydrate transport. The transcript has 5 exons. Gene Ontology annotation, cellular component: membrane. Gene Ontology annotation, molecular function: sugar transmembrane transporter activity. Bases 477 to 1892 code for a protein of 471 amino acids.